GUAUGUCCUAACACGGUGGUGAGAGAGAAAGUGAUAAUCAUGAAGAUGGAGAACAUCAUUAGCAAUAAUGAGAAAGAGGAGACAAAAAUAGAGCCAAAGUAUAGAGGAAUCAAAGCCAUGCCAUUUAUCAUAGGAAAUGAGGCAUUUGAGAAACUUGGAACAAUGGGAACCUCAUCAAACUUACUUGUUUAUCUUACCACCGUUUUCAAUAUGAAGAGCAUAACCGCCUUGAAUAUCAUCAACAUCUUCCAUGGAACCUGCAAUUUUGCUACCAUCAUCGGCGCUUUCCUCUCCGACACCUACUUUGGACGUUACACCACCCUCGGAUUCGCCUCCAUAUCCUCGUUCCUGGGAAUGAUGAUAUUAACAAUGACAGCAGCGUUCACAAAAUUACACCCACCUACAUGUGGUCACGCCACGGUCUGCACCGAAGCAAAUUCAUUGCAAAUGGGCUUUCUAAUUUCAACGUUUGCGUUUCUUGUAAUUGGAGCAGGUGGCAUCAGGCCUUGCAACCUAGCCUUUGGUGCGGACCAGUUCGACCCGAGAACCGAAUCGGGGAAAAGAGGAAUAAGCAGCUUCUUUAAUUGGUACUACUUCACCUUCACUUUCGCGGUCAUGGUUUCUCUAACAGUCAUAGUUUAUGUCCAAUCCGACAUAAGCUGGUCCAUCGGUUUCGCCAUUCCUACCUUCCUCAUGCUUCUGUCAUGCAUUGUAUUCUUCAUCGCCACCAAAAUCUACGUUCGUGUGCGGCCUCAGGGCAGCCCUCUCACGAGUGUGUUGCAAGUUAUUGUAGCCGCAAUCCGAAAGAGAUCGACCACUUCAAAUGAACUUCACGACCAUGUUCCUAAAAACUCUUUAAACUCGAACCUCCCUCACACGAAUCAAUUCAAGUGUCUUGACGCGGCUGCCGUAAUAUAUUCAGGCGACAAACUGCAUGAAGAUGGGUCAGCCAUGAACGCAUGGAGGCUGUGCAGCGUUCAGCAAGUUGAACAAGUAAAGUGCUUAUUAAGAAUCUUCCCAAUUUGGAUCUCGUGUAUCAUUUUUGCAAUUGCCAUGGUCCAGCAGCAAACAUACACGGUUUUCCAGGCUUUACAAAGCGAUAGGCGUUUAGGCAAGACAUUCAAUGUCCCGGCUGCAUCGUACUCUGUUUUUUCAAUGAUAGCCUUAACCAUCUGGAUCCCAAUCUACGAUAGAAUCAUAGUGCCAAGUCUAAGAAACAUCACAAAAAAGGAAGAUGGAAUUUCCCUUCUUCAGAAAAUUGGAAUCGGAAUGUUUCUAGCCGUGCUUACUAUGUUUGUGUCGGGAAUCGUCGAGAGACAGAGACGGGUCUGGGCCUUGACCAAACCCACAUUAGGAAUCGAACCAAGAAAAGGGGAAAUCUCUUCAUUGUCUGCCUUAUGGCUUGUACCUCAAUUGGUACUUGGAGGACUGGCCGAGGCAUUUACAAGUAUUGGACAGAUAGAGUUUUAUUACAAGCAAUUCCCGGAGAAUAUGAGAAGUAUUGCCGGAUCUUUCAUGUUUUGUGGACUAGCGUUUUCUAGUUACUUGAGUAGUUUUUUGAUUUCGGUUGUGCAUCGGGUGACGAUGAAGGGGAAAGAUGGGCAGAAUUGGCUGGAUGAGGAUCUUAAUAAGGGAAGAUUGGACUAUUUUUACUUUGUGGUUGCUGGUUUACAGGUUUUGAAUUUGGGUUACUUUAUGGUAUGUGCUAAAUGGUACAAGUAUAAAGCAACUAAUGCAAAUGGCUCUCAAGUUGAAUUAGAGAGCAUUGCGGUUUGAAAAUUUGAAAUUUAGAGAUGAAAUGUAAUGCUUUUUUUAAUUAUUUAAAGUUGAUUAACUAUUAAAGCCUAUACUAGGCCAAAUCUGAAUGGUUAUUCCGUGGUGCAA
Messenger RNA from Impatiens glandulifera, 1884 nucleotides. Its product is annotated as protein NRT1/ PTR FAMILY 2.9-like. Bases 40 to 1776 code for a protein of 578 amino acids. The record is from RefSeq and is a predicted model, not a curated record. Gene Ontology annotation, molecular function: transmembrane transporter activity. Gene Ontology annotation, cellular component: plasma membrane. NCBI's taxonomy places the organism in Eukaryota, Viridiplantae, Streptophyta, Magnoliopsida, Ericales, Balsaminaceae. The transcript is spliced from 3 exons. Gene Ontology annotation, biological process: transmembrane transport.